AUGAAAAUGGUGAUCAUUGAAGAAUUUAUCCCCUUCACUGUUCCCGAGAUCAGGGAGAGGCUCGAUGCUCGAUUAUUCGUGAGACUUAGCCAUGGAAAAGCAAAGCAUAGGAGGAUGACGAGGCCGAAUUACGGCGCUGAGGCUAAGCAGGGCGAACUCUGGGAAACGGAAGAUUCCUUCGAGAAGAUGGUUUGGCGGAACUAUGUGGAGCAGCGCAUGCAGUUCUUUGAAGAAGGAAACGUUGAGGGCCGGAUGGAUGCAGAGAGGUGUAAGCAAUUAGGGAUUGUAGUCCAGGAAGGUAUGGAUGUUGAGGCGCAGGAGACAUUGAGCUGGGCUGUAUGUGCCAUGUUGGAGGCGUUGAAAGGCAAAUGUCUAUAG
Letharia columbiana is the source of this 378-nucleotide messenger RNA. RefSeq lists its product as uncharacterized. The transcript has a single exon. Lineage: Eukaryota; Fungi; Ascomycota; Lecanoromycetes; Lecanorales; Parmeliaceae. The record is from RefSeq and is a predicted model, not a curated record. Bases 1 to 378 code for a protein of 125 amino acids.